This is a messenger RNA of Camponotus floridanus (Florida carpenter ant), 3151 nucleotides long. RefSeq lists its product as uncharacterized. The transcript has 6 exons. The coding region runs from base 729 to 2621 and encodes 630 amino acids. The record is from RefSeq and is a predicted model, not a curated record. Lineage: Eukaryota; Metazoa; Arthropoda; Insecta; Hymenoptera; Formicidae.
GAAACGGCCGAACGUCGCGAAGCCGGUUGUGUCGCGCUCCCCCGAGUCAGUAUCGCGUCAGUCUCGAAGUGAAGUUGGUCAGUGAUCUGUGUUAGAGCAGGGCCACUCAGUCCCCGCGUCCGUCACUCUCCUUUUCUCUUCCUGUUUUACACGCGCGUCCCUUUCUGCCUGUCCUUCUUUCUCUCUCUCUAUUCUUUUCACCUCGCUUUCCUCUCGUCGCGAUAUCGUCGUAUUCGUUUCGUCGCGCGAUCCGUUCGAGAUCGGGUGUACCCCGAUCUCCCGGUCUCUUUCCCGGGUCCUCUCUUCUCCGGUACUCGCGAGAUACACGUACACGAUAACAGAGAGAGGACGAGAGGUAGAGAGAGUGCCACAGUGUGGAGUUGUUACCAGUGGAGAAGAAGCACAAAAAUUAACCUUUACAAGCGGCCGUGCCUCACGACGACCGUCAUCCACCACCGUCGACAACCACCGACGCCGACAUCGGAUAAUCCAGCAUCGCCAAGUAAAAGCUGACAACAUUCGGAACAAGUGCGGAAAAAGAGAGGGAACACGACGACAUCAUCGGAUCGAGCCACUAGUGCCAAAAGUCAACAAAUGGAGCAUAGAGGCGCGGCGCAUAGGCAGCAGGAGCAGCAGUAGCGUUCAGCUAUCGUCGGGGACCUGAUCGGGCCCGAUCUCGCGCUCGGGGGGACGCGGGAUCGCGGGGGCGUCGCGGCCAAGCGACCGCGAUGGCCGCGACCGACGGUCAGAUCGUCGUCGCGGCGGCACGCUGGGCCGAGGAGGCGACGUAUCUACGCGAGUUCGUCUCCAAGUAUCGUCUGCCAGCCGUGAUCAAAAUCACCAAGGGCCAGUACGGUGGACUGGGCGUACCGACGCUACCGGCGCCCAGUUUGCAGAGCACAGCGCUGCUGAUAUCAGCCGGUCGUCGGCGUAAAAUCGUGGCGCAGGCGGUAAAGAUCAAGGAAGGUCGCCGGGUGGUCGGCGUGGGACCUAGACUCGCGAUACCGGAUUCGUACGCGGGCUACUUCGAGAUUCUGAGCGAGGAGGGUCGCGCGGUGCGCGGCAUUGAAUCGGUAAACGAGCUGUCGCGUAGAUGCCCGGAGGAGGGUGCUCUGGUGCGCGAGACGGUGCGCUCCAUCGCCUGUCGGGUGGACGACGAAUCGGGGAUCGUGGUACCGGAGGGUACGAGGACCCUCGCCGCCGGCGAGACGAUUGUCAUCGCCGGCGAAGUGGCGUUACCCGGUCGCGGUAGAUUCCUGCGUUGCGUGGACUGCCGCGGCGACAGCGUCCUGCUCGGGAUGGAUCAACGCGGUCGCUUCAGCGCCCUGGCGCGCGAGGACAACAUCAGCGGCGUACACACCGCCAGGGCGCUUCUCAGCAAGCGUCUACCGCUCACCGUGAGACUGGUGCACGGCCAGCCGCCGCGGGGGCUUAAAUCGUCGUCGCAGUUCGUGCCCGAGUUGAGGUUGCUGUCGACCUUCGAGGAGGAGCACGUGUUCGCGCUCCCGUUGCAAAGAGAAGGCGCGGCCGUCGCGCUACCGCUCGCGGCGCCGCUUAAGCUGGUGAAGGCGCGGAACGAGGAGGCACUCAGAUCGAUGCAGGAGUUCACGAGGCUGGUGGAACGCGCCUCCCGUUUGGUCGCCGACGUGGCCGAUCGAGCGCACGUGCUGGACGGUCGUCUGGGCGAGGGCAAGUCCUCGAGACAGAGGAGCGGCUCGGGCUUUCUCAGGAGACCGUCGACGAACUCGGAUCACGCGCCACUGGGUCAUCAUAGAAACAGCAGCGCCAGCCAUCAUCAUCAUCAUCAUCACUAUCACAGCAGCAACGGCCAUCAGGCAUCCUCCGGUCACUCGGGUUAUCGGGACGAGAACAGGAUACCGCCGUCAUCGUCGGCCUGUACCGAGGAAUAUGACGAGAUCGAUCAGAUAUAUGAUUACGUGCGCGGUUUCGCGCCGUUGCCGAAGAGCGUCAGGUCGCCGUAUGAGAGUCCUCUCGUCGCCGCGGGUCAGGGUGGCUCGACUCCGCCGUUAACGCCGGUCACGGUGACGAUCGCGCCACUGCUCGAUGAUCGACCGGAACCACCGCCGAUCGAGACGAUACCAACGAAGAAGAUCCAGGCGGAGAAACGGACGAGGCGCGCGGUCAAGGAGGCGCCGCAGCCGCGGGUGGAGAAGCCGCCUCUGGCGAAGCUAUACGUGAAGAACAGCGGCACUCAACGUGGACGUCCGUUAAUGAGGCAGAAGAGCGCGUCGCCGUUGAAGGAAACGCCGCCGGGUUACAAGGGAGGUUCGCCCCUCUUCAAUAUACGCUACAAAAGCUUGACGAAUCUCCAGCAGGCGAUGGAGCUCGACGGCACGUUGGAUUCCAGUCACUCGGGUGGAAGGACCUCGGGAGAUUCUGGCGCGGGCGCCAAAUUGCCGGAAAAAAGAUCGAGACGUUUAAGCAGACCACGAUCGCUGACAAAUUUGGUCUGGGAGCUACGAGGUGGAAGUGGUCUUGGUUGCACGAGACCGGAAACUCCGCCGCCUGUCACGUCUGCACCUCUGCCACCAACUAAAUGUGGACCACGUCUAGCUGUCACUGUCGUAGCACCGCGACGUGUCGGCACGCUCUACCUCUAACUCAUUCGACUGACGAAGGGCUGAAGAAGGCAAAGAGCCGUAGAAAUUUUUGACGUCGUUUAAUUAAUCAAAAUUUGCAACAAGAAUUCAAGGAGGAAGGAAGAUAGAAGAACGGGAAAUAUUUCGCCAUUCUUUCAGCGUUAAUUAAAUCGCAGCCGCGAAAGCCAUUCAAACUCGUCGUCCAACACGUAUAUAUACAUAUCCAUGCUCUAUAUGCAUUCACACAUACUCAACAUACACGUACAUACACGACACAUAAAGGACCCAAAAGCCUGAUUAACACCGCGUACUUCCUGUGAUCGUCGAUUAACGAUAAGCGGAAUAAUCAAAAAUAGCGACGCAGCGAAAGGAGAGAUAUGUUCAGGUCACGUACGAGCAGAAACGUGAAUUACCGUAAUGCUCUCGUAAGAAAAAAGACGCCGUCUUUCAAAGAGUAUCGAGAUCGGUAGAUGCAACGAGUAAUGUAAAUAUGUUACGAGAUUCCAAAUACUUGAUCUAUUCUGGUAUGUAUGUAUAUAUAUAAAUUAUUU